This is a messenger RNA of Diospyros lotus (date-plum), 1850 nucleotides long. RefSeq lists its product as uncharacterized. The transcript is spliced from 8 exons. Lineage: Eukaryota; Viridiplantae; Streptophyta; Magnoliopsida; Ericales; Ebenaceae. Gene Ontology annotation, molecular function: protein binding. The coding region runs from base 114 to 1514 and encodes 466 amino acids. The record is from RefSeq and is a predicted model, not a curated record.
CCCCAUGUCUCGGUGCCUGUCUCGGCAGAAACGAAACCCCUCUCAACUCUCAACCUCCCACUCUCAUUUUCAGUUUAUUAUCUCAGCGAAGCCGCCGGAGCAGACCCGCCGUGAUGGGCCCGCCAAAGACUGGCCGUGCAAUUUCACAGCAAGCCUUCGAUGAAAUGGUGACUGAGAAUAUCGAGGACCUCGGAAUGGACCCCGCCGAAGCCCUCCAAGACGCCAUCGAUAGCCUAACCCUCCAAGGCGUCGAUCUAUCCGGCAUCGUCAAGUGCGUUCCGGGCGAGGGAUCCGUGGCUGACAAUCCGGUGAUCCAGUCCUUGGAUAGGUUGAAACAAUUGAAUUCUGAUUGGACUGAUCGAAUCGGUGACUUGAAAGACGAGGAGGAGAUGGUUUUGUUGCUGGAUAAGUUGACCGAUCUGUGUUCGGUCGAAGGAUCUGGGAAUGCAGCCAUUGCGACCAGAAAUGGAGGGGUCGAAUUGGUCUGUUCGGUUUGUUUGAAGCUCAGAAGUGAAUGUGAUCAGAGUCUGGUUUCCGCUUUGAAGGCAUUGGCAUCACUUGUUCAUGAUGUUCAGAGUAGUGAAAUAUUUCAGAAGAAUGAUGGACCAAAGAUCGUGGUGGAUUUCCUUCUCAACAACAGUCAAAAGUUGAACAUCUUAAAUAGUAGUUUUUCAGUUGUUGCUGCUGCUGCAACUGGUAAUGAGAUUGUCAAGGAAUCAUUCAUGAACUUGAAAAUUGGCGAGGUUAUAGUCCAAAGUUUGAGGACACAUGGCAAAGGGAGUAUUGCUAGUUUGUAUGAUGCUAUACAAGUCUUGCUAACACCUGAUGAUAAUCGUGUUGUGGCAUCCCAAGUCUACGGUUAUGCUCGAAUAUUUGCAAAAACCGGAAUUGCUGAAGCUCUUGUGGAAUCACUUAAAGAAGGGAUCAGUUCACCAAGUCUAGUAUCAGCAAGCAUUGCAUUAAAGGCUGUUGCUGUUAAUGAUGAAAUAUGUAGGUCUAUUGCUGAAAGUGGUGGUGUUGAUGCAGUUCUCCGGUGUAUUGAUGACAGUGGUGAACAGGGCAAUAAAACUGUGGCUAGAGUUUGUUGUUCUCUGCUGUCAAAGUUGGCAGGAAGUGAUGCAAACAAGAGUGCUGUUGUUGAAAAGGGAGGAAUCAAUAUGCUAAUCAAACUCUCGGCCAGAUUUUCUGAUGAUCCGGCUGUUUUGCAGGAGGUUAUGUCCAUUAUAUGUGUACUCUCCUUGAGGUCCCCAGAGAAUGCAGCCCGAGCGAUGGAAGCCGGAGCAGGAGAACUUGCCAUCCAAGCCAUGCAGAGGUUUCCUGCAGCACCUCAGAUGCAGAGGAAUGCCUGUAUGAUGAUCCGGAAUCUUGUGGUCAGGAACCCAGAAAACAGGACUCUUUUGCUUAACAGUGGGAUUGAGAAGAUCAUAAGGAAGGCAAAGGAAAACCAUCAGAGCUGCAAGGAUGCUGCCACUGAUGCUCUCAGAGACCUGGGCCUUGAUGACUACAACUUAUAGGGUCCUUCCUUUCUUUCAUAGCACAGUCACAGUGGAAUCUAAACUCUUCUUAAGGGCCGCUGCCCUACACACAAACCUCAACGCGAACGAAACUAAACUUUGUCACAAUAGCGUGUCGUUCUAAAAGCAGAGAGGGAUUGGGGGGGCUGCUUACUGUUUCUUUCCCGACAAAAGCUGUUCGUCUUCACACGGUUUAAGGCAAUCACACCAAUCUCUAUGCCUUUGUGUUUUAUAAUCACUAGAUUAAGGGUAUUUCUGUCACGUCACGGGUACUAUAUUAUUCCUCCCUCAUGAUUGCCAGGUCAAAGACGAUGCCUCCCUGCUGUUUUUUCUUUU